Messenger RNA from Aspergillus caelatus, 1482 nucleotides. RefSeq names its product NAD(P)/FAD-dependent oxidoreductase. NCBI's taxonomy places the organism in Eukaryota, Fungi, Ascomycota, Eurotiomycetes, Eurotiales, Aspergillaceae. The record is from RefSeq and is a predicted model, not a curated record. The coding region runs from base 1 to 1482 and encodes 493 amino acids. Gene Ontology annotation, cellular component: cytoplasm. Gene Ontology annotation, molecular function: oxidoreductase activity. The transcript has 2 exons.
AUGAGCCCACGCAAUUCAACACCGACACUGCGCGACCUCAUCACCGCAGACCCAGGACUCCCUUAUCCUAACCCAACCACCCCAUACUGGAUCUCCGAUCCCGGUCCCCAUCCUCUGGCAAACACUAGCUCACCGCAACUACCAGAAACCGCCGACGUCGUAAUCAUCGGAUCUGGGAUCACAGGCACCAGUAUAGCCUUCCACUUGCUGCAAGAAGGACCUCCAGACCUCCGAGUCACAGUCCUCGAAGCGCGCUCCCUGUGCUCGGGUGCGACGGGUCGGAAUGGCGGCCAUCUUGUCACUUAUGGCGCGGUAUUAUACUCGUCCCUGAAGCAGAUGUUGGGCCGGGAGCUAGCGUAUAAGGUCCUCAACUUCACUUUUCAGAACGUUGAUGCAGUUGCGGAUGCCGUGCAGCGGUAUGCCCCGCAGGAGGCUGGCUAUCGGGCUCUUGACCGGGUGAUGUGUCAUGGGGAUGAGGAGGGGUUCGCAGAGGCGAAGAGAAGUGUUGAGGAGUUUGAGCGGGAUUAUCCCGAGCAAGCCGGAAGGUACACCUUCCUCAGCCCGGAGAAGGUGAAGGAGAGCUACGGCAUCCAUGGUGUCGCAGGGGCAAUCAAAUUCGCCGCCGGGGCUCUCUCCCCCUACCGAUUCAUCAUGAAGAUCUGGGAGACCCUGCUAGCGAGAUAUCCCGACAAUCUCACAGUCGAAGCGCACACACCCGCAACGAAUGUCACUCAGGUUCCUAUAUGCUCCCCUGAUCACAAAUACAGGUACCGGGUCCACACGCCGCGAGGCGUCAUCCGGACUGCAAACGUCAUAUACGCCACAAACGCGUAUACGGGUCACUUACUCCCCACAAUCCGCGGCCACAUAUGGCCCUUCCGCGAGACCAUGACUGUACAAGGACUCAGCAACAAAAUUCCGAACCGCGGAGUCACCACUUCAUGGAGUGUGCAUCAAGACCCGGUUUACAACAGCACUAGUGGUAAAUCGGAAACGGGGACCCUAUAUCUGCAGCAGAAUCCCAGGAAUGGCGACUUUUACUUUGGCGGCGCGUAUGCAAACGCAGAGGAGGCUCUCACCUCGGAUGAUAGCGGAAUGACUGCACAAGGGACGGCCUAUCUUCGCAAGGAACUGUCGCAGCUCUUUGGGCUAAACCAACACGAUAAAACCAGACUUGUUAGCGAGUGGACAGGUAUCCAGGGUUUUACUGCCGACGGAGCACCCUUAGCCGGGCCAUUGCCUUUCUCUGUGACUCGCCGCGAGGGCGGUCGUGAGUGGAUUGCUGCGGGGUAUAACGGCGGGGGAAUGGCUCUCUGCUGGAGGAUGGGUAAAGCAAUUGCAGGCAUGCUACGGGGUGAGGACGUGAGUGAGUGGUUCCCUGAAGUGUUCUAUGCCACCGAGGAGAGGCUGGAGUCGACUUUGGCGGUCGACGUUGGGGUCGCUGGAAUAAAGGAGUAUUUUCCUGAUUAUCGGGAGCAGUAA